AUGUCAAGGUCGAACGACAGUCACGUUAUCGUGGAUCUGUCCGUAGCCUCCUCUGGCAGCCACGACGACGAUAACGAUCAAGAGGACAAUAGUCAGACCACCACCUCCACCACGAUCGAAGCAAUUCGACCCAGUACCAGUUCUGAGGACAGGCAGGAACCAGCUACAGCAGCACUACUGUUGCAGCAGCAGCAGCAACCACUGAGCCCAUACCAGACUGUUCCGGAAAUUAUCAACCCUGAUAAGAGAACGAACGUCUUGUUUUCGGCUUCCAUCGGUCAUGUCAAGUACAAGGCCUCGGUGAGUGCAUUCACAGACCCUGGUGACUACAUCGCCAUCUGGAGCGUCUCCAACCACGGCGACCGUACGGAGGUAUCGGCUCGGACAGUUCGCUUUCGACUCGACACAAAGAUCCAUGUCGAGAAAGGCUACCAGCUAGUGGCUUCGCUCGAUUUGCGUUUCGAGUUUGUGGACCGACUCAAGGGAGCCGACAAUACCGGCAGCAGUCAAAACAUUAUCGAAACGAUCGAUAACAGUUCUCCAAAACCAGGCACGGCUUUUCUAUUCGAGAUGAGACCUUGCGAUCCCGAAGAAGAAGGGCAAGAACAAGAGCAAGAACACGAGCGAGAUGGCCCCUCGAUUCUCGCACUGCCUGUUACUCGCAGAGUAGACACGCCACUGGAGCUCAUCCCGCCUUCUAUCCGGGAGGACUUUCAAAAGGUUUAUAUCUUGGCGACUGCGGUUUCUCAGGAUAAAAAAACCGUGGUGACAAUUUCUAGAAAGGGCCGUGGGGUGGAGUUCUUUUUGGAUCUGUGGGAUUUGAACGGCUACUACUAUUACUCCAACAACAAGGAAAAGGAUGAUCUGACCAAGUCAAGACGACCAAUGGCAUGGAUAGCGUUCAUGAUCGAUGGAGUAGAAGAGCUCGAUAUGUCGCUCCUCGAUGUCGCCUUGUCGAGCAAUGGAGAGCUUGUGACCGUGUUUGAUACACCGCGCAAACUCAUCGAGGAUGGGUUCUCGGCUGGAAAGUUUCCGUUGAGAGUGUUUCAACGCAAGCCAACAACGACCACCAUAACGGCAGCUUCAGCAGCAGAAGCCACGACGGUCAAGCAACAGCUGUUUGAAAUGAAAACGCCGACAGUCGGUGGUAGUGGUGACAAACAGGCUGUCACUCAGAGCAAUGGGCUGGAGGAAGUCCGGUACGACAAGAUAUCGCCGCUCUUUACUUUCGCCGGAUUUGCAAAGUUUCAACACCGUUUGGAGCAACGCAGCAACGACAACAGGCAGUCAGCAGAUCCGCGGAAGUUUGUCCUAGUAACUUGCAACGGUCGCUGCUUGGAGGUGUAUGAAGCUCGAACAGGACUCAAGCUGCUCUACACCGUAUCUCUCGCCGCGCUCUCGCUCAAUGGAGAUUACACAUCCUACAGGCUAUUGAUGAAGAAUCUUCAAAACUCAAUGUUUGUAUGGUACGUGAAUACCCACAAAGAGAUCUCGGUUUGGAACUGGCGGACGGGAAGGAACGUUGGAUACUUUCCAAAAGGAUCCACACCAGUCUUGUCCACGGAUGAAUCUCUGCUGGCCGUGUUUCGCGACUCCCUCGUCUGCACCUAUUCGACCAAGAACGGACAACUGCAGAAUCUCAGGACCAAUAUUGCUUGGAAGUACCGCGAGAACGAGUAUGUCACGUAUUCGCAUGUUGUUCUUUCUCGAGGGAACGGACGACUAGCAAUGCUGCAACAAAACGACAUUCAAGAAGAUGGCGAUAAAACUUCAGAGCUUGUUCGAUAUGUCGACAUGCAUUAUUUGGAGGACAUUCAAGAGACGACUGUAGCUAUCCCUCUCGGGUCAAGGCUUAUCCAUGUGCUGCCGUCGAAGACAUUGGGUCAGCAGAACGCGAUCGGAACUGCCAUUGUUCGUACAUCCCGGAGCAUCAAACUGCUGGACCUCGAGCCCACAACCACAGCGGCAGUCUGUGGGCCAGAUUGCUCAGAGUCCUGGAGGCACGGUCCCAAACAAAACAGGGACAGUUUCUACGAUGAGAACCAACAAUGUACGUUCAGAUUUAUCAUGAACGACAAAAAGGGUCUCAUUCGUCUUGCCCGCAUUUGGGGUAAGAGUGAGUCAAACAGUCAUGGAGUGAUACUACUCGAGCUACCAGUUUCAGGAGGUUGUCUGGGUUGGACCAUUUUGCAAAGUCGGAACCAAUGUUAUGUCUUUUCCAAGCCCGACUUUGAUGACCACAGUGGUUGGUCCAAUGCCGGUUUUGAGUUGUGGCAGCUACCCAGGGCAAGAACCGAUCGGUGCACAUUGUUGGGAGUCGGAGACGCAUCCGAGACUUCCCCGGACUGUGGGCGGUUUAUUUGCACGCACGGAUGCUUUCACCGUUGGGAUGGAGACGAUAGGAAUAACGGCUCGAGGUUCGGGACAUCUGACAAGGAACUUUCAGGAUCGGAGAACGUUCUCGCGAUUUGGCACCGUAUCGAGCAGUACACUGAUGACUUUGAUACAUUCCCUGUGACCUACAAAAGGGCUGUGGCCGAGUGUAUUGCUCGCCACAUCAACAAGGAUCCAUACCCUCAUGAUGUCAGCGCUACAAAAGCCGGUGAAGGCCCACCAGGAACGUCCUUUAUGUGGAAAAUUGUUCUCGAAUGCGUUCGCUCCGGCAAUGAUGCACUUCUCCUAGGCGUCCUAGGAUCUAACAACCACCUUGGAUACUGGGUACCAAGCCCGGACGAGUUCUCAGACAACGCCGAAAAGGACAUGAUUGCUCAUUUGAUCGUCGAAUUCAAGUUGCCCGUGGCCGAGAUCCUGAUUGAUUAUUGCCUCGCAAGAGCUCACUCGACCGACCCUGUCUUGCUCGAAAAGUUGAUGAUCAGUGUCCCGCACCUUAUACCCAAGCACCCUGACGUAGCCUUGAAUAUUGCCCGACGAGCUGCAUUCCUUCCAGUCUUGAAUCGAGAUCAAGUUCUGCAACAGGCAGUCUAUAACGGAGACCAGUGGCGACCGGGCAAGUUUUGGGUGCCAGUAAAAUCAAAGCUGUACGAGGUCAUUGACCAGAACCCAGUCUUUCAUCGUCUCAACCGGUUGGCUAUUUUCGACAGCAACAAGACCCAAGACCUCAAAAACCAGCCGGGAUUGUUGCCUGUGGCGGCCGAGACAGUGAAAAAGAAUGCCGACAUCAAGACCAAUCUGUACAUGGCCCCGUUUUCGCUGGUUUGGACGAUUCAAGGAAACGAAGACGGCAGCAAAAAGGCGAAGAAGGACGGAAGAUUAUUGACUGGCCAGGUUAUUGACAAGGACCAGCAACUGCCGGCAAAGACGACGGAGCCAGCAAUGCCAGCGAAGCUGACAACGGUCGCAGGUAGCGGGGCUUUGUUCCUUCGAAUGAUCUGGCACUUUGUCUUUCCAUUUGAUAAGGUCUUUAUCCACAGCCACUACGACGAUCUCCAAGCCUAUGACAAUCCUGCAUUCUCGGCUCUGAUGACCUACAAAUGGACGAGAUUUGCUCGAUAUUUUUGGUUUCUUCGACUGUCGUUCCAAAUCUCGUACGAGUUUUUGGUCCUCGUCGUGACAUUAUUUCAACUCUAUGGAGAUGAAGAGCAGCGAGCUGACCUGGUUGGCGGAUAUAUUACCAUCAUUGUGCUCGGUUACGUGUUGCUGCAUUUCGAGUUUCAGCAGAUGCGCAGAGGCAUUGGCCGUUACUUCUCAUCGCCCUACAACUAUGUCGAUCUCUGGGCAUAUGUGAUCCCGAUGGUCUCGAGCUGUAUCUUGAUUGCCGAUUCCGACCAAAUCGUGGCUUUGCGAGCUCUGAGUUUCUCGGUGGUCUUCAUCUACAUCCAUUUUAUCUUUGAGCUCCGAGUGUUCAGGAACGUGUGCCGAGUAGUCACGAUCGUGGUCAACAUUCUCUCCGACAUCCCCGCAUUCUUCAUCAUCCUGGCCAUCUUUACAGGCGAUUAUGGUCCGGUGCAGACUUCGUUGACGAACGGACAUUGGACUAGUCAGUUGAUGGUUAGCAUGUUCUUCUUUCUCACCGCUGUGCUGAUGAUGAACGUUGUCGUUGCGCUUAUGAACGGUGUCUACACCGAAACGAUCCUCACCGUGGACCAGACCUGGCUCAAGAACCGACUAGAUCUAAUUGCCGGAGCCGAGAACUUGUCGUUUUUCUUACCCUAUUUCAGAAACUAUUUCGAUUAUUUCCCGAGAUGGGUGUACUACACGGCUACAGAUAAGGAAGUGGAGGAGUAUCGGAAGAAGUACGGGCUGGAUGAGCCAAAACCGCGGUUUGUGUUCGGUUCGGAGAAAGACGAUGAGGAAGAAGACGAUGAAGUGGAAGAAGAAGUGGAGGAGGACAGGGAGAGGGAUGAGGAGGAGGAAAAGGCGGAAGAGAAGAAAUCUAGUUUUGAUAUUGCCGCCACCUCCACCACCACUACUACUAGUCGAGACGCGAUCGAUACAACCCUGCCAUCAUCAUCCCCAGAAACCCAAGACCUUGUCAAAGCGCUCAAAACCGAACUGGACGAGAUCAAGGACCUAUUGGCGGUCCAAGGUGAGCUUUGGCAGGCGGAGAGGAAGAAGCAACAAGAACGACUCGACUUUCAGGACCAACAACAUCAGAAGGUGGAAGAGAUGUUGAAGCAGAUGUUGUUGCUCAACCAGAGAUCUGGUUAA
Molecule: messenger RNA, 4668 nt
Organism: Linnemannia hyalina
Lineage: Eukaryota; Fungi; Mortierellomycota; Mortierellomycetes; Mortierellales; Mortierellaceae
Source: the annotation of a GenBank genome assembly